Molecule: messenger RNA, 1066 nt
Organism: Lolium rigidum
Lineage: Eukaryota; Viridiplantae; Streptophyta; Magnoliopsida; Poales; Poaceae
Exons: 3
Coding region: 21-386 (121 amino acids)
Source: RefSeq, a predicted model, not a curated record
UGGAUACCAGUUUCUAAACUAUGACACUGUAUGAUCUCAAACUGGUUACCAAUCAGCAGGGUCAAGCUUCGGCACUGUCCACAUCUUCCUAUCUCUACGCGCUCUCCCAAGCUACUAUUUUUGGAUGUGAUGCUUCUUACAAGCAAGCAUCAAGCGGAGGCAAUUGCAGGUGCUAUGGUUUCAGACUUUUGAAUCGAAUGAUGUUGCAGAACAGAGAUGGAAGAAGGAUUCAGAAUUCUGGAUAUUUUUUUAGACAUUUUCCUUCCCUUAAGAGAUUUCGUUUAAUUGUGCAAGUGUCACGUUUCAUUGGUUACAGACCCAUCGACGCUUUUGUGCAGUCUCUUAUCUGUUUCUUCUAUUAUUUUGAAAGCCCUUAUAGAAGGUGACACACUACAAGAGUAUUGGAUAUUUUGUUGUUCCUGAGUUCAUUGUAUAUGUACCAAAAGCUUGAAAGCAACAUAAGCUAUUUUUUGUUUCCUCUUUGCACCCAAGCUUAGCAUGAAUAUCCAGGUACAUGAAUACUUCUCAUUAUGUGUGUAUAUUAGUAUAUAGUAGUACCUAGCCAUAUUGAUGUUUCUGUAACAGUAGCAUAUUUUUUUGGUGGGAUAGUAACAUAACAUGUAUUCUUAUACAAUGCUAAGCUGCGAGGAUAGCCACAAUUAUUUCCUUGUAUGAGCAAAAUAAAUGUAAUUUGUUGUUUACUGAUCUUAAUGUUCUUAGUUUACAGGGUUAUUGUUAGUUGAUGGCUAAUUUUGUUGGGUUUCUUGCUUAAAAGUAUCUCAGAGAAGGCAAUUUGGUCAUGUGGACACUCCCCCUAAACCUGACAACAGUUGUUUUUGAGCUAUCAAAGUAAGAUAAUUGGUUGCAGAACAAACUCAUGUCCCGCCCUUCAAUUGUUUCAUUAGCUGUGUUUGGUUGAUAUUAAACUAAGUUUUAAGCGUGGUGAAUACCCAGCCUGCUGAGCCUCUUCCCGCACGAGCUCCGUGGGCCGUUCAAUCCAGAGUAGGAGCUAUCUCUUGGACAUUAGUUUGGGCCCCAUUGCCCCUAGCCGGAGAGCCAGUUGGUU